UCAGCGGCUGUGGGGAGGCGGGUCGAGGUGCUGACUGUAAUGUGAUAGCUGCUCCGCUCUAACGUUAUUACAUACACAUGCUGGCUGCCUGCGCUCUCGCUGCUGGAACACGGAGCCUUCAAAACUCAAGCCAGAAUAGUCCGAUCAGAGCAGAGGGAAGGAGCUGUGUGCCUGGACUAGCGGAGAGAGAACGGAGUGUUACCGAUAGAUUAUAGAGCUCUGGGUAAUAACGGCAAUACGGACCGUUUUGGUUUGCAUUCUAUGAAAGAUCGUUUUUACCGACGAGCCUUGGACAGUUGGACUAUUUCGUUAAGAUUUGUGUUUUUUUUUUUUUGGACAAGUAAAUGCGCUGGAGGGAGAAAGUCAAAGGAAAUACAAAACACAUAUCUUCUCACUGGUUUGGAGGCAACCAAAACACUCACUUCAGAUAUCUGCUAGAGAAAGCAUCAAUUCCGUGGACUAAAAACCGCUACGGACUUCUGAAUGAAUUCAUACAGAUUUUUUAUUUUAUUUUCCAUAAUUUCUUUGUAAUAGAAUAUUAUCUGGAUGGAAUUGAUGUUUUAUUUUUAUUUUUUUCUCGUUAUUCUGAACGCCGCAGUGGCCAGAAUGGUUUUGAAUCUUUUAAAUUAUUGAAUUGAAAUAACAGGGGCAGAAAAUAUUAUUCAUUUAAAAAAAGAAGAAACAAGAGAAGGGUUAAGCGGGUAGGAAUUGAUAUCGCCGUUGUGUUGAACACCGAACCACAGACCAACGUCUUCCCGGUGGAGACGCGUGUUACCGUGACCGGAGAAAACAGUUUGCACGAGGAAGAAGACUUUCACGGCGAGUUCUUGUCUCCGGGAUUGGGAAGGGUGAAACUUCACCUCGGAAAAUGGAUAUAUUACCGUGGCUCUGUGGAUGUUUACUGGCCGUUUGUUUACCACAAAUAGUUAUCGGUGAAGAAGGUGAGGCGUGUGGCGGACAUUUUGAUGCCAGCAACGCCGGGUACAUCACCACCCCAGGGUACCCUCUGGAGUAUCCCCCUCAUCAGAGCUGUCGCUGGGUCGUCACCGCCCCAGAACCUUCCCAGCGUAUCGUCCUCAACUUCAACCCCCACUUUGAACUGGAGAAGCUAGACUGCAGAUAUGACUUCAUAGAGAUCCGUGAUGGAAACAGUGAGAAUGGAGACCUGUUGGGUAAACACUGCAGUAACAUCGCUCCUCCAGCCAUCAUCUCCUCCGGCCCCGUGCUCCACAUCAAGUUCGUCUCUGACUACGCUCACCAGGGAGCGGGAUUUUCACUGCGCUACGAGAUCUUCAAAACGGGUUCAGACUGCUCCCGUAACUUCACCAGUCAGAACGGGAUCAUUGAGUCUCCGGGGUUCCCUGAUAAAUACCCUCAUAACCUGGAGUGUUCCUUUAUAAUCAUCGUGCCCCCGGCCAUGGACGUGGCCCUGACAUUCCUGACCUUUGAUCUGGAGAACGACCCCCUCCCCGGGGGAGAGGGAGACUGCAAGUACGACUGGUUGGAGGUCUGGGACGGUCUACCACAGGUGGGUCCUCUGAUAGGACGUUACUGUGGAACUAAGAUCCCUCCUGAGAUCACGUCGUCUACAGGUAUCCUGUCUCUGUCCUUCCACACGGACAUGGCCGUGGCCAAAGAUGGCUUCUCUGCUCGCUACAACAUGACACACAAAGAAGUCAGCGACACCUUCCAUUGCAGUAACACGUUGGGUCUGGAGUCAGGGAAGAUCUCUGACGACCAGAUCACCGCCUCCUCUUCCUUCUAUGACAACACAUGGUUGCCACGGCAGGCCCGCCUUAACAACGGCAACAACGCGUGGACGCCCAACGAGGACAGCAGCAAGGAGUACAUCCAGGUGGAUCUCCAUGUCCUGAAGGUGUUGACGGGUAUCUCUACCCAGGGAGCGGUGUCCAAGGAGACCCAGAAGUCCUACUACGUCACCACCUUUAAGCUGGAGGUCAGCACCAAUGGAGAGGACUGGAUGGUCUACCGAUACGGCAAGAACCACAAGGUAGGACUCGUGCAGCACGUGGGGAUGUGUGAGCCUUUCUCCUGA
This is a messenger RNA of Oncorhynchus nerka (sockeye salmon), 2056 nucleotides long. RefSeq names its product neuropilin-2-like. The record is from RefSeq and is a predicted model, not a curated record. NCBI's taxonomy places the organism in Eukaryota, Metazoa, Chordata, Actinopteri, Salmoniformes, Salmonidae. Gene Ontology annotation, cellular component: glutamatergic synapse; postsynaptic membrane; plasma membrane. Gene Ontology annotation, biological process: axon guidance. Gene Ontology annotation, molecular function: semaphorin receptor activity. The transcript is spliced from 7 exons. The coding region runs from base 869 to 2056 and encodes 395 amino acids.